Sordaria macrospora k-hell is the source of this 2199-nucleotide messenger RNA. The record is from RefSeq and is a predicted model, not a curated record. Lineage: Eukaryota; Fungi; Ascomycota; Sordariomycetes; Sordariales; Sordariaceae.
AUGUCUUUCAUGGGAGGAGCCGAGUGCUCGACGGCGGGUAACCCGCUCAGCCAGUUCACCAAGCACGUUGGAGACGACAAGAGCCUCCAACAUGACCGGCUCGUCAACAGAGGUCCCAAUGCCGUGGCUGGUGGCUUCCGGAGUACCAACCGCGGCCCUGGGCAAGAUGAGAUGGUGAACGGAUUCCUAAACCAAACCCCGGAGAUGGCUCAUAUGCCUCUCGAACAAGGACACAUGCUCCACCUCGACCCGGCGGCACAAGGCGUCCACAUGCGCGCCCAGAACGCCUCGCCAGCAUGGGCUAAGGACUUCCACAACACACAGGCGGCUAUGGAAGCUGCCUUCAAUGCGCCGCCCGGAACCCAGUUCAGCGCCGAUGAGUUCUCCAAGUUCCAGCAAAUGCACCCCCAGGCGGCGCCGGCCACCGCCAGCCAGAUGCCGGCUCAGCGCAUGAUGGGCGGUGGCAUGAUGGGUAUGGGCAAUAUGAACUAUAACAUGAUGCAGCGACCCAUGUAUCAGCCUAUGGUCGGCAUGCACGGCCCUCAGAUGCACAACAUGCACCAGCAGCCACUACAGGCUGAGGGCAAGGGCAAGGGCAAGGUUGUUGAGCUCGACCAGAACAAGUGGGAGGAGCACUUUGCUCAGUUGGAGAUUACUGGUGAUGAGGCCCGUGCCAUGGAGCCCGAGCUCAACAAGAUGGACGAGGCGCUGCUUCACUCUGAGACCGGCGCCGGGGAUCUCGAAUCGAUCUGGCGCGGUAUCCAGGCCGAAAGAGACGCUAUGAAGGAGUUGGACGAGAUCGAUGUCCAGGACGACUUCGCCAAGUUCGAUAGUGAGAACCUGGAGAAGGAAGACUGGACGCUGAACGGCAGACUUGGCGCGGAUCCUAUCGUGCAAGAGUACCUCUUCGAGGAAGAUAACUUCUUCCGGGAGACACCAAACCCAUUCGAAGAGGGUAUUCGCAUCAUGAAGGAGGGUGGAAACCUGUCGCUAGCUGCCCUCGCCUUCGAGGCUGCGGCACAAGCCCAGAACGAGAAGGAAGAGGCCGCUAUCCGGGCUCUCGAGCGCGCCAUGAAGCUCGAUCCUAACAACCUCUCCGCCAUGAUGGGCCUGGCCGUCUCCUACACCAACGAGGGCUACGACAGCACCGCCUACCGCACGCUCGAGCGCUGGCUGUCGACCAGGUACCCCAGCGUCAUCUCGCCCCAGAACCUCUCCUCGGCCGCCGACAUGGGCUUCACCGACCGCGCCCAACUUCACGAGCGCGUCACCAACCUCUUCCUCGAGGCGGCCCGCCUCGCUCCCGAUGGCGACCACAUGGACCCCGACGUGCAGGUCGGCCUGGGCGUCCUGUUCUACGGCGCCGAGGACUACGAUAAGGCGGUCGACUGCUUCCAGGCCGCCCUGCACUCCACCGAGCUCGGCACCUCCAACCAGCGCGAGCAGAUCCACCUGCUCUGGAACCGUCUCGGCGCCACCCUGGCCAACAGCGGCCGCUCCGAGGAGGCCAUCGCCGCCUACGAAAAGGCCCUCGCCAUCCACCCCAACUUUGUCCGCGCCCGCUACAACCUCGGCGUCUCGUGUAUCAACAUUGGCUGCCACGCCGAAGCCGCCGGCCACUUGCUCGCCGCGCUGGACAUGCACAAGUCCGUCGAGAAGAGCGGGCGUGAGAAGGCGCGUGAGCUGUUGGGCGGUAACGCGGGCGAUAGCGACUCCCGCAUCGACAACAUGAUGACGCAGAACAGGAGCACCACCCUCUACGAUACCCUCCGUCGCGUGUUCACCCAGAUGGGACGCAGGGAUCUGGCGGAGAAGGUUACCACGGGUGUGGAUCCGGAGAUCUUCCGUGAAGAAGAACAAGAAGAAGCACAAGAGCUGCAGCCGUCGCUGAAUUGGUAUCAUUAUGGGGGACAACAGGAUGUUUAUUAUGAUGAUAGCGGUGAUGCCGUUGUAGACGAGCUGUCUCAGGAACACCAGGGACAGGAGACGCGGUGGUGGGAGAAGGACGACGACAACGACGACAAGGACAUUGAUGAGGGGUAUGUGUCGAGUAGCAGUGCGUCGUCGUCGAGUACUGUGUCGAGUGGAAAAACACUAUGCUGUGCGGAUGAUGAUCAAGUUCGUCAGGCAUGGGCUGAAUUUCACGGCCUGACGAAUGGGGAGGAGUUUUGUCGAUCGCCAGGACAUUUACUAGAAUAA